Melopsittacus undulatus (budgerigar) is the source of this 3712-nucleotide messenger RNA. RefSeq names its product potassium channel tetramerization domain containing 10 (gene KCTD10). Gene Ontology annotation, cellular component: Cul3-RING ubiquitin ligase complex. Gene Ontology annotation, biological process: protein homooligomerization; protein ubiquitination; proteasome-mediated ubiquitin-dependent protein catabolic process. Bases 65 to 1009 code for a protein of 314 amino acids. Gene Ontology annotation, molecular function: ubiquitin-protein transferase activity; protein binding. The transcript has 7 exons. Lineage: Eukaryota; Metazoa; Chordata; Aves; Psittaciformes; Psittaculidae. The record is from RefSeq and is a predicted model, not a curated record.
GGCGGAAGUUCCCCCGCCCCGGCGCUCCCGCUCGCUCGGUCCGUGGGGCUGCGCUGCGCCGUUCAUGGAAGAGAUGUCGGGAGAAAGUGUGGUGAGCUCAGCAGUGCCAGCAGCGGCCACUCGCACCACCUCCUUCAAAGGCACCAGCCCCAGCUCCAAGUAUGUGAAGCUCAACAUUGGUGGUGCCCUCUACUACACCACCAUGCAGACCCUGACCAAGCAGGACACCAUGCUCAAGGCCAUGUUCAGUGGCCGGAUGGAAGUCCUCACCGACAGCGAAGGCUGGAUCCUCAUUGACCGCUGUGGCAAACACUUUGGGACCAUCCUGAACUACCUGCGGGACGGGGCUGUGCCACUGCCAGAGAGCCGCAGGGAGAUCGAGGAGCUCUUGGCUGAAGCAAAGUACUACCUGGUCCAGGGGCUGGUGGAUGAGUGCCAAGCAGCCCUGCAGCAGAACAAAGAUGCAUAUGAACCAUUCUGCAAGGUACCAGUCAUCACAUCCUCCAAAGAAGAGCAAAAACUUAUAGCCACUUCCAACAAGCCAGCAGUGAAGCUGCUGUAUAACAGAAGCAACAACAAAUAUUCCUACACCAGCAACUCCGAUGACAACAUGCUGAAGAACAUCGAGCUGUUUGACAAGCUGUCCUUGAGGUUUAAUGGGAGAGUGCUCUUCAUAAAGGACGUGAUUGGAGAUGAGAUCUGCUGCUGGUCUUUCUAUGGGCAGGGGCGGAAGAUCGCCGAAGUCUGCUGCACUUCCAUCGUCUAUGCUACUGAGAAGAAACAGACAAAGGUGGAGUUCCCGGAAGCCCGCAUCUAUGAGGAGACGCUGAACAUCCUGCUCUACGAGUCCCAGGACGGGAGGGGACCCGACAACGCGCUGCUGGAGGCCACCGGGGGAGCUGCAGGUCGCUCCCAUCACCUGGAGGAGGACGAGGAGCGGGAGCGCAUCGAGCGCGUGCGGAGGAUUCACAUCAAGCGCCCCGACGACAGGGCCCAUCUGCACCAGUGACUGCUGCAGCGCUGCCCGGGAGCACUGCUCCUCCUCUGCUCCUGCAGCACGGGAGCAGUGCUUCCCCUCGUGUGCAACACGGGCUGUACAUUACGUUUUGUAACAAACUAGGUUAUGGUGGGGUAUUUAAAUGCAGUAGUUGUAGGACAAGGAUCAAGGAGGUGACUGGGCAGCUGAGAGAUACGGUAAGGACCUGUGGAGCAGCUGGAGAAAUGCCCUGAACUUGAAGCACUCUUGUUUUUGCUACAGAGAGGAAGGGGGCUGGCUUCCUUUGGCUUUAGUAACUGUCCUGCACUUUAAACCAUAGAGUCAGCCACACACCUCCCCUCUGGCACUCCCUGACCCCCUUUUCCUCCCAGGCAGAGAACUGGGUUGAUCUGAACACACCUGAGCUGCUGCAGAGCUCCCUUCUCCCUGUAGGCAAUAGGGUUGGUGGCUCAGGAGUGACUCCCAGGAGGACAUGGGCUGACUUGAUUCCUGUAGUGCUGGGGGAGCUGCUCCUCCAAGGGUUCAGUGGAGCUUCUACAGCUCUGAGCUCUUUCUCUCUUCUCUUAUCUGAAUGGUUCAAGGGUGGAAGAUGUUAAAAUUCCUCCAGAAGGAGGCUUGGGAGCAGACUGCAUGGGCUUGCUUUUCCUUAGGGUGGUGUUGACACCAGUUAGUGCUCAGAGCUUCUGCCUGACUUUGGCUCUCAGCUGGGGUUUGUUUCCAUCAGCUCACAGGUCCACAAGCUGAGCUUCCCUUACUGCAGCUAAGACAGGAGCUGAGUUCAGAGCCCCUAUGCCAGCCCAGUGUAGGCAGGAGCUAGAGCUCAGUGCUGUAACUGAUACAGGAGCAUUGUCUUGCUCUGAGUAGGGACAACACAAGUACCAUGGGGACGAGGAGUGGCCCAGAGGCAGAUAGUCCUUGUCUGACUUCAUCCUGAGCACAUUGCAAGUCUCUUCAGAACUGGCAGCUGUUUGGAAGGGCAGAGCUGAAGUGGGUGCAGGAGCCCUCUGUGGUCCAGCUUUUUCUAGGAGUACUUUUCUAGUAUGAAUGAAUGUUUUAUCUACCUCCUCAUCUCUUGUUGCCUAUCGUGGACUCACGUAACAAUUACGGUGGAGGAUGGUGUGCUACUCAAUAGGACUGCAUGCUGGAGGCUAAUGCAUGGAGCCACAGCUCUAAUGCUUCAGGAGAGGGAGGGAAGCCCAACGUAGGAAGUCUUAAGCUUCAGGCUGGUAACCUGGCAGCCACCAGAGGACUUUGGCCUAUUCUAGAGGGGUUUGACCCUUCAUCUGGAAUAUCUCACACUGGGGUUAAUGGCCAGACAUCUCAUAUGGAGCAGCAGCUCCAUGUUCCUGUUCCUCAGUGAGGGGGUGACACGGUUUUGUUCUCCUCCUGCUACAAGGAUUCCAACUCCUGGCUCAGGGCUGUUAAUGGCAUCUUAACAUAUUAAAAACCAAAGGUGUUGCCAGAAUCACCAGCUACAUUACUCCAAUGUGUUUCAAAGAGCAGUUACACCCCAAACUCAGUUUAGCUUGGCUGUAGAGGCUAAAAUAAAGUAUUAAGUGCUUGCUUAGGGGUACAGUUUUGAAUCAAGUUAAGCUAAAAUGAUUUCAAAGUUAGGCUGAGGUCAUCUAUCUGGUAACCAAAGACUUCUCUAAGCUACAUGCAGAUGGGGUUGUUGUACCUGUCUCCUCUCCCCUUUCUUCUUCAGAUACUGCUUCUUAAGAGCUCAACGGUUGAUGUUUAGUUCUGCAGCUUCAGCUCUGUCCUGACAGUUACAGGCUUCUUUUGCAGGCUGUCCUUACAUGUGUUUGCAGCACACUUUCGGGUUGCAGAGGUCCAUAGUGCAGUGUUGUGAAGGACCCAGUGCCUCUCCCUUCUUACCUUCCUGAUGUGAUAAGCUGGGGGUGUGGAAGGGAAGUCCCUUGAAUUGCUCUGCUUUUCCAGCUCUCUGUACUUUGACCCUCAGUGGCUGUUGCUGGGCUGGUCAUGGGUUUGAGGGUCUGUAACAGACCCACUGCCCUAGAAGGGUCCAUACCCUGCGCUGUCUGAAGCUGCUCAGUCUGACUGCCUUGUCCCAGCCAUUCCCUGUGCUCCUGCCCAUCCCUCAACUGUAGCCCUGCAGCAAACCCUGCUCCCUUUGCUCACCCCACAGAGCUGGCUCUCCUGUGGGACAGGCCAGGCAUCCCCAUCCUCAGCUGUGCUGAGCACCCCCACACUGGCUGCUCAGACAAAACCCAGUCACGUCCUGCAGCAUGGGAGCAGGUUCAGCUCCAGGAGGUGACACCAGCCCUAAGCAUCCACCAGGUCACAGCUCUGUGAUUAACCUCUCUGUAAACAGGUUCUUAACUGGCUUCAGGAGCUCCUCAUGGAGGUUCUGCAGAAACCAGGGGAUGAUUCUGUUUACUCCUUGUACAGCAGUUACAGAGCUGGGGUUCAGUCACUCCAGGACAGUUGGAGUAGUUUCAGGUUUGUUACUGCACUUAUGGGCAGACUCUGCCUUAACCCUCCCUGUGCUGUAGUUGAGUAGCAAACAUGUCCUACUGUCCCCUUUGAAUGUCCCUUACCUGCUGGCCACUUGUCCUCAGGCUGUGGAGAGAGACUUUGUUAAUGCCAUGGCACAAAUGCUCUCGGCUCUUGAGCCUUUUGACUCUAAAGGGUUUUACCUCCACAGCUUCCAGGUGAAGGUGAGUGCAGGGCUGAGGUCCUGGCCAUGAGCAG